UUGAAUGAUAACAGUUUUGAUGGAUUGUCGUUGAUAUACAAUGUAUAUUGUUUGGAUAAAACGGACAUGUGUACAAUUGCGUAAAUACGUUAUUUGCAUACUGAAUAAUAUUUACAAAUGUACACGUAGAUGACGAACAGUCAAUGUUUUCAUCAAUUUUAGAUCAGUUAAAAAGCAAUUAACUUGUUAAUUUAAAGGUGCAGCGGUGUCACUACUUUCUAAAUUACGGACAAUGUUUCUAACAUAGGGAAAAGGAUAUUUGCAACAUCAGGCAGCUAAAAACGGGGUGGUCUGAUUGGAUGAAACUUACUUGAAGAUACAGAAGGACUGGUGAACGAGAGUUAAACAUUUGAAAUGGCGACGAAGAAAACAUUGAAUAUUAAUCCAGUAUUCAACCACAAGAAAUCAAUAGCGUUGGUAGACACGGCCGAGGACCUAGUGGACAGUUUAGAUAAUUUGUCUGUCUGUCUUAAACAUAUAGAAGAAAGACACGUCCAGAAUAAAACUGAACCUUCGAAAGGGGAAACAAGUUUAUACGAAAAACUGAAAGAAAAUCUCAACAUUGCUCGAGAUCUAACAGACACAUUGAAGCGGGAAAAGUGGCGACUCAGCAGACGAAAGAUAAGUGUAGAACUACGAAUGGGAGAGCUGGAAGAAUAUAAAUCACAUAUGAAACAAGAUAUGACACAUAUGAACCAGACUGUGGAGUCACUGAGCAUGCGCAUCAUUCAGCUGGAAGACGCUCUUGUAGAAGCUCAAGAAUUACAGGAACACACCGAAGCUGAAAGGGCAGUCACACAAAAGCGUCUAGAUGGAUCGGAGAAAACAAUAAAAGAGUUAGAGGACAAACAAGCGAGCAUGGAAGAAGAAAUUCGUCUGCUUAAACAGGAAAGGAAAGACACUGUGUUGAAGAGACAACAUAGUGAACUGGCUGAUAGUGUUGAAAUCUUCAUGCUUGAAAAUAAGAGCCUUAAAGACCUUAUACGUGAAAAAGAAGAAACUGAAAAUCAGAAAGAGACAAAUGUCGACAACGUAACUAAUACAUUUGAAUCAAAUGGACACAAAAAUAUGGUAAAUAUAGUGACAGAAAGCCACAGCAAAUUUAAUGAAAAUAUGGUGGACCAGAGUGAGCAGAAAUCCCCACGGUCACCAAUAUUUACACAAACAACAGAGAUAACGUAUGUCUGAAUAGGCGAAAGACAGUCAAUAACUGUUAAAAAGUGAAGUCUUCCAUUCGUUGCCAAAUUCAGUUCCAGUGAGGUUUUUUUAUGUGUUUACCUAUAUGAUUUAACCUUGUGUUCUAAAAUGUCAUGUUA
Mercenaria mercenaria is the source of this 1316-nucleotide messenger RNA. RefSeq names its product hyaluronan mediated motility receptor-like. The coding region runs from base 355 to 1188 and encodes 277 amino acids. The transcript is spliced from 4 exons. The record is from RefSeq and is a predicted model, not a curated record. Lineage: Eukaryota; Metazoa; Mollusca; Bivalvia; Venerida; Veneridae.